AUGGAUACUUCCAACGUAGUCAUGUCUCCGACAGCACAUCCAUCAAGCGUAGAGAUUGUACAGUGUGCAGACUGUAGCGCCGACGAUCCUCAGUGGGCUUCUAUCAAUCGUGGUGUCUUGAUUUGCACGGAUUGUUGUUCUGUUCAUAGAAAUCUAGGUGAGUUAACCUUAUUUAUGGGAACAUACGAUGUUGGAUCCAUCUUCAUCUUCAAAGUUCAGAAGGAAGCCGUUGCCAAAGUAAGAGUUUUAUCCAUUUCCAGUGAUCCAGUGCUUCCAACUAAAGAAGUCUUUAUCAAGGCUAAAUAUGUUGAUCAUUUGUUCAUUCGGAAGCCAAGUAAGGAUGGUGAACCGUGGAGCUCAGAUGAUGUUAAUAAACAGCUGUGGUCAUGUGUUCGGACGGCACAUGUCGACACCACAUUGAGACUUCUGGCAAUGGGAGCUGAUGUGAAUUACGUCGAUUCUGAAAAAGGGAAUAGUCCACUUCACGUUGCUGCAAAAGAAGGGCAAGCAAUGCAGGUUGAACUACUGCACAUCUAUGGUGCUGAUCCACUGCUCUGCAAUGCUGCUGAAUUAACUCCGGCUCAACUUGCUCAACAGGAGGGAUUUCAUCAGCAACAUUUCCUCAUACCUGAGCUCACUGCAAAGAACUCCGUUGAAACAUUGCGAUCAGUUCGGUUUAAAGUUCAAGCACUUCCGGACUUUGUUUUUGAGAAGCUUCUGCAAGAUGUAUACGACGAGGUUGAUCGUCGAGAAACCCAAGCCGCGUGGAUGGCCAUGAAUCAAGGAAAGAUCACUUCAGGAAAUGAACAUUGUGUAGCUGUUUUUUUACCAGUAGGAUAUAAUCGUGAAAUGAUUCAGCUGAAUCCUUCAUUCUCAGCAACGAGAAAUCAGUUACGGCAAAAACUUGCAAAGUUCGACGUUCGGGAAUUUGCGACUCUCAUAAUUGAUGUACUUAAGGAAGCAAAGCGGCGACACUUCGGCCGUCCUCCGGAUGAUGUACAAGAGACUGCGGACACUUCUAGCAACUUACCCAACUUGUCCAGCAACACAAGAAUGGACAGCAGUGAACCGAAUAGAGAUUAUGACGAAGUAGCUGACUUUCCUAGUAGAACUUGUGAGGUUAAUAACAGCGGUACAACAAGGAGAUCUUUUGGUAAUAAGACACGGUCGACAUCCUCUAUAGAUGUAAUGAUUGAUGGACGUGUAUGCAUUGAUGAUGUUUUGGAGUUGAAGGAACGAAUGACGGAGAACGAAAAUAAACUGAAUUCAAUUUCACAUGCGAAUAUACAAAUCAUGAAGAUUCUUACAAAUCUCCAAAAUUCUAUGGAACAUAUGAAAGUUGAGAACACCUGUUUGAAAGACGAGAUUAUGCGUUUAACGGAGCAAACUACGUUGAUGAGAAGGCUUUUAUCACCGGGAACGACAUCCCACAUCUCUACCAAUCACAUGGUUGAACGAGCACAUUCUGUUGGAGUCGAACGUGGAGACCGAAUUGGUCGACCACCUAUAGAAUCGGAAUCCCGAAUGAUUAAACGACAUGGAAGUAUCGGUGGUACGACCUCGGGUUAUUCUCGAAUGGUUCCUACCGUGAGAAUGGGAACAGAUAAUCAUAGAGACAAUGAUGAAACUCGUGACAACCCGCGGGACAAAUUGCGCCCUCGUGAUAGUUCGCGUGAGAAACUGCGUCCUCGUGAUCGGAAUCCUGAUGCGAAUGAAUAUGCUACCAUCACAGCUGCCCCUCAAUUCGUCGCAUCUAAAGUUCAGGAAGCUUUCAGCGAACCGGUGUUCCCUGACAACUUUAUUCGCCAAACGGAAAAUCUCACAGUAGCCAUCCGGUCACUCCUCACAGAUGCACAGCAUAAUCAGCUUCAUGGACGUUCUAGUCACUAUGCUCAUAAAAUAGCAUCACUCGUCGACCAAAUUAUUUACGUGAUUCCGCGUAAAGAGCGGGUAGGAAAAACCGAGGAAGCUAUAUCAGCGCUCAUGGAGGCAACUAUGGUAAGAGUUUAG
Messenger RNA from Angiostrongylus costaricensis, 2010 nucleotides. The record is from the annotation of a GenBank genome assembly. NCBI's taxonomy places the organism in Eukaryota, Metazoa, Nematoda, Chromadorea, Rhabditida, Metastrongylidae.